Molecule: messenger RNA, 3531 nt
Organism: Magallana angulata
Lineage: Eukaryota; Metazoa; Mollusca; Bivalvia; Ostreida; Ostreidae
Product: kinesin-like protein KIF23
Exons: 23
Coding region: 115-2781 (888 amino acids)
Biological process (GO): microtubule-based movement
Cellular component (GO): nucleus; microtubule; kinesin complex
Molecular function (GO): ATP hydrolysis activity; microtubule binding; microtubule motor activity
Source: RefSeq, a predicted model, not a curated record
GAUUGGUCAUGUGAUUUUUCGAGGCAAAUUUUAAACAAGCACGAAGUAGGCUUCCAUUGUUUACGCAUUUCGUUUCAUAUCCACGUAAAUACUGUUACUAAUGUGAUCCUGAUUAUGAAGCCACAGAGAGGUAAAAAUUCUAAAAAGAAGGGAGAAGUAGACCCAGUUGAGGUUUACUGUCGUGUUCGUCCACUUGACAACCCCGAUGACAACUGCUGUGUGAAGCCCCUGAGUACCACCGUGGUCCAGCUUAUCCCUCCAGAGAACUCUUUGGCAGUGGCAAGAAAUGGACAGAUUAAAGAGUACCAGUUCACGUUCCAGUACGUGUUUGACGAGUACACAUCCCAGAAGGCCGUGUUUGACUACGUGGCCUGUCCCCUAGUGGACGAUCUUCUCCGCGGCAAAAAUGGCUUGCUGUUUACCUAUGGAAUCACCUCCUCCGGUAAGACCUACACAAUGACCGGGUCCCCCAAGGACCAGGGAGUCCUCCCACGAUGUCUGGAUGUCUUGUUCAACAGUAUCAGUGGAGUCCAGGCCAAGAAAUAUGUGUUUAAGUCAGAUAAGAUGAAUGGCUUUGAGGUGCAGUCUGAGGCUGAUGCUAUGAUGGAGAGACAAAAGCGAGACAUAAUGCCAGGAAUCACCGCACCUAAAACCCCCACCACACACAGGAGAGGUAACUUUGGAGAUCAGGAGAGGAUCAGUGACCCGACCAUCCUGAGCAGUGUUGACGAUGACAACCAGUAUGCCGUGUUUGUCUCCUACAUAGAGAUCUACAACAACUACGUGUACGACCUGCUGGAGGAACUACCCUACGACCCGAUUACUGGCUACAAGCCGCCCCAGACCAAGAUUCUGAGGACGGACUCCAGUGACUGUAUGUACGUGAUGAACUGUGUGGAGGUGGAGAUCACCAGUCCAGAGGAGGCCUUCGAGGUCCUGUUCAAAGGUCAGAAAAGACGUAAAGUGGCCCACACUGCCCUGAAUGCUGAGUCUAGUCGGAGUCACAGUAUCUUCAACAUUCGCCUUGUGCAGGCUCCUCUAGAUCCCCGGGGGGAGGAGGUGCUACAGGACCCUGACAAGAUCUGUGUCAGUCAGCUGUCUUUGGUGGACUUGGCGGGCAGUGAGAGGACCCACAGGACAAAGAAUGCCGGGGACCGUCUCAAAGAGGCUGGUAACAUCAACCAAUCCCUGAUGGCCCUCAGGAACUGUAUCGAAAUUCUUCGAGACAACCAGAAAAACAGCUCUAACAAGAUGGUGCCCUACAGAGACUCCAAACUGACUCAUCUGUUUAAAAACUACUUUGAUGGAGAGGGCAAAGUGCGGAUGAUUGUGUGUGUCAAUCCCAAAGGGGACGAGUUUGAUGAGACAAUACACGUGAUGAAGUUUGCGGAGUUAUCUCAGGAAGUGCUCAUUGCUAGACAACAACAGGUCCGAUUCGACAUCGGGCUCACGCCAGGACGCCGUAAAAUGAAUUACAAGGAAAAGUUUAAAUCAGAGGAUGACCUGUGUACAGCUCCCAAAGUCCCAGCCUUUGAUUUCUCUCUUGGCCCAGGAUUUCCCCCCUUUGAAUUGCUGCGGUCCAGUGAUGACAUAGUUCUCCCCCAAUUAGAGAAAUUCCUAGUAGAACGCCAAAAACGGCGCGAGGCCCUACAGCUGGAUCUGGACAGACAGAAUGAUGAGUUUCGGGCUCAGUUGGUCGAGUUCGAAAGGAACUACGAGCAGGCAAUCGUCCAGAAUGAUGAGCUCCAGCAGCGCGUGGAGAAGUCCGAGUCCUACGUACAGAAACUGGAGAGCCGGAUCAGAUCCCUGGAGCGACGCAUGGAGGAGAACUCCCGCAACUACAAGGAGUCUGAGAAACAGAAGAGGGAGUUAGAGGCCAUGAUUCAAGACAAAGAGGUGAAGAUUCGUCAGGAGAAAUCUGAGAAGGAGAGAUUGAGGAACGACUUCAAAACUCGCCUAGACAUGAACAACCAGCACUGGGAGAGAAAUCUGGAAAAAGAGAGACAGAAAAUUGAACAGGAUUAUGGUGGUCAAAUCUGGGAGAAACAACACAAACUGAACAUGCUCAGAAAUAUUGUGAAUGAGGGAGACAGUGAUGCCAUGCCCGCCCCCCAGGAGACCUUCAGAACUCCCGCACCCAAAACCAGGACCCACACAACCCCUGGCAAGCUUCUGUCUGCCCGCUCAGAGAACGACAUGAGGAAGAUUGGUAACACCCCCACGCCACGAAGUAGAACCGCCACCACCGGGACCAGUCUGAGCGCCGCACGGGCAAACCUCAAACCCACACCACGAUCUACCUCCAACUCCAACACCCCCAAACCUACACCUGCGUAUAACCCUCGACACAGACGGUCAAGGUCCUCUAACGCCGAGAUCUGGCUGGACCAUCGCCCCCAGGGAAAUGUGGAACUAGAUACGGUUCUUCAGCCAAAAAUAAAAAAGAAGAAAUCGGUGUCCAAGCUAGAGGUGAAGGACACAAAGGAGGCCUCCAAGUACAUGCUGACCCACCAAGAUAUGGACUCAGAGGACAACCUGACCACCAAGAUAUACAAGGGUGAGUGUCUGCCCACGGCUGGCGGAGGUACUGCGGUGGUGUUCAACGAUGUGGAGACACUGACCCAGACGUCCCCGGGGAGCAGGAAGAGGCGCAGCUCCUGUCCCCAGCCCCAGGACUUUGAGGGAGACUGGACAGACGUAGAGGACCGCUGUAACGUCGGCAUCGAGGGGCACGGCAACGCCAGGAAACGAAGCAAGCCACUUCCUGGGACGAGAGUGUAGUGUCUGUGUUUCCUGUGAUUUAGAUGUUUACUCUAUGCUUACCUCCAAACUGUCAACAAUAUAUAGACCAAGCAACGCUGGCACAGGGUUUUAUUUACUGGCACAUCAUACCAUGUUUUAUUUUUCUUUCUUGCACACAUACAAAUGUAUUUUCCUUUUAUACCUGUUCGUCACUGAAGAUGUUUCUUGUAGUAUAUGUAUGCUGUAAAACUUGGGAAAUAUCUCUCUUGCAGUAAUUGUUCUACUUAAACAGCCCAGUAUUAACUCCUUAUUUGACGUUUCACCCGGUACAAUAUACAGUCAGACCCUUUCCUCUACGUAAACAAAAUAAUCCUGGUCAUGAUUUGUGAUACAAUUUCAAUCUUUGUGAUGGCAUCAGAAUUAAAUUCAUGUCCGACGCAAAGCAGAUUCAAGUUUGUAAAUAUCUGAUGUAUAUAAUUAUUUGAUGUGUAGGACUUGUGGAUUUCUCCGUCUUUCCUGAGAAUGUUUGACCUGUUUAGUGUCUCCUGUUGGUCACAAACUGUAUAGUUCUGUAGAAUGAUGUGAUACACACAUACUUUGUACAUGUAGGUCGAAUACAAUUUCUUUUCUUUUUUAUGAAUUGUCUUUUGUUUUUCUAUUUUGUUUUUCUUCUUUCUCAUAUAAUUUCUAUCAUAUGUUUUUAAUGUCACAAUUCUGUAUUUUUUUGUCCGAACAAACCUUUUUAUAAGUUAAAUGAAAUAUUUAUGUAUACACGAAAUAAAAAAUUUA